Messenger RNA from Odocoileus virginianus texanus, 6122 nucleotides. It is a transcript of the gene P2RY1, whose product is annotated as purinergic receptor P2Y1. Gene Ontology annotation, cellular component: plasma membrane. Gene Ontology annotation, molecular function: G protein-coupled ADP receptor activity; A1 adenosine receptor binding; G protein-coupled ATP receptor activity. Lineage: Eukaryota; Metazoa; Chordata; Mammalia; Artiodactyla; Cervidae. Gene Ontology annotation, biological process: platelet activation; phospholipase C-activating G protein-coupled receptor signaling pathway; relaxation of muscle. The record is from RefSeq and is a predicted model, not a curated record.
CCUAGACCCGAGCUGCUGGCUUGCAAGGUAGGGAGAAGGAAGAUGCCCAAACGAAGUUGAUCUUCGGGGGAAGGAGGCUGGGGCGCGCCCUCCCCACGCCGGAGCGCAGCGCAGCGAAUUUGGCUCAACCUCACUGAGCCCCCCGGCGCGCUCUCCGGCGCGAACCCGCGGUCCCUCGGGAAAGCGCGGUCGGAAAGUUGUAGGCUGCGGUGUCCUGAGCGCCCUGUUGUGUAACCUCGGCGCUGCCGGCCGGACGGGGAAGUUGCUGGUCCACCGGCCAGCCAGGUUCGGUCGCCGCUCGGGGCGGAUUUCAUGGCCCGCGGCGAACGCGGGGCCGGAGCCGGCGUGGGCGAGCCCCCGCGCGCCCCCUCCCGCAGGGAUCCCCGGCUCCCGCUCCCGUCUGCUCGCCCGCCUUUCCGAUGCUCGCUGCGCCCCUCGCCGCCGCCGCCGCCCUCCUGCCGCCGCUUGUCCCUUGGAGCCGCCGCCUGAGUCGGGGAGGAGAGAAUGACCGAGGUGCUGUGGCUGGCGGUCCCCAACGGGACGGACACUGCCUUCCUGGCCGACCCUGGUUCGCCCUGGGGAAACAGCACAGUGAUUUCCACCGCCGCCGUCGCCGGCCCGUUCAAAUGUGCGCUGACCAAGACAGGCUUCCAGUUCUACUAUCUGCCAGCUGUCUACAUCUUGGUGUUCAUCAUCGGCUUCCUGGGCAACAGCGUGGCCAUCUGGAUGUUCCUCUUCCACAUGAAGCCGUGGAGCGGCAUCUCCGUGUACAUGUUCAACUUGGCCCUGGCCGACUUCUUGUACGUGCUGACCCUGCCGGCGCUCAUCUUCUACUACUUCAAUAAGACCGACUGGAUCUUCGGGGAUGCCAUGUGCAAACUGCAGCGGUUCAUCUUCCACGUGAACCUCUAUGGCAGCAUCUUAUUCCUGACCUGCAUCAGCGCACACAGGUACAGCGGCGUGGUGUACCCGCUCAAGUCCCUGGGUCGGCUCAAGAAGAAGAACGCGGUCUAUAUCAGCGUGCUGGUGUGGCUCAUCGUGGUGGUGGGCAUCUCCCCCAUCCUCUUCUACUCUGGCACCGGGAUCCGGAAAAACAAAACCGUCACCUGCUAUGACACCACCUCGGAUGAGUACCUGCGAAGUUAUUUCAUCUACAGCAUGUGCACGACCGUGGCCAUGUUCUGCGUCCCCUUGGUGCUGAUUUUGGGCUGUUACGGAUUAAUUGUGAGAGCUCUGAUUUACAAAGACCUGGACAAUUCGCCUCUGAGGAGGAAGUCCAUUUACCUGGUGAUUAUUGUACUGACGGUGUUUGCUGUGUCUUACAUCCCUUUCCACGUGAUGAAAACAAUGAAUUUGAGGGCCCGGCUGGAUUUUCAGACCCCAGAAAUGUGUGCUUUCAAUGAUAGGGUGUAUGCCACUUAUCAGGUGACAAGAGGUCUAGCAAGUCUCAACAGUUGUGUGGACCCCAUUCUCUAUUUCUUGGCAGGAGAUACUUUCAGAAGGAGACUCUCCCGAGCCACCAGGAAAGCUUCCAGAAGAAGUGAGGCAAACUCGCAGUGCAGGAGUGAGGACAUGACGCUCAACAUUCUGUCGGAGUUCAAACAGAAUGGAGAUGCGAGCUUGUGAAGAUGCAGGCAUCCCCGAGCACCCACUUUGUAACGUGGUAGGAUGCUUCAUAGAGCCAAGCGCCUAUUUUCCCCUUUCAGUUUCUAGUGAGUUUAGAGAACAUUCAAACCAAGAAGGCAGUGAAUUAACAAAUAAAAUAGAAGUGGAAAUGCCUACACCCACACUUAGCUUGUUUGGAUUUGCUUUCUAACCAGAAGUAUGUAACAUAAAGUUAUACUACCCUGCUUAAAUAUUUACUUUCUCUUCUGCCUUUAAAAUUUGCAAACUCUUCUCUUUAAAGUAUACCUGAGUACUGAAGCUAUUUGGAUAUUAAUAUUUUCUCAAAGAAAACUGACCACUGGAAACCUGAGUUUGUGAUUUGUCUAGUCUUUAUUGUCUUUAAUAAUCUGAGGUAGGAACAAAUUGAAACUUCACAUUCUUAGAUUAGAGUCAUAGACCAAAAUACUAAAGUCAGUUCAUUCAGUAGCAGAUGAACAGAUUGCUGCCGGGUGUCUUUUUUUGAUCUUGUAAGCAUAGGUGGUAGCUGGCUGAAUUUCUCUGGAGAAUUGAAUAGAAAAAUCAAGUCAAUGAAUUUACAAGUCUCCCAAGUGAUUAUCUCACGAUGGUUUCUAGAAAACUGCCUACUCUGUGUUGGGUGCUAAAUGUUUGUGGAUGGAAUUAUCUGUAUAUUAUCUUACAGGUAAAAUGCCUUCAAAAUAAUCUAAGUGUAUGUACUUUGCUUGUAAACACCACAAACUCUGUUAGACUUCCUGUGACAAAGAGCUUUUGCUUGCACCACUGCUGUGCACUGCCCAAGGAGUAUGUUUGUGUUCCAGUACAAAUGCUAACUUCCAUCUGUAAAAACAAUUUUAAAAAUCACAGAUAAAUUACAGAUCAAAGUUGAAUAGCUAUUAGCAAGUUGACGGAUGUCGGCAGGAGGGAGAGUGGUUGACAGUCAUCCAUAAUGCAUAACCUGCAAGCAUAUUCUCAAAUGGAUGAGGGACCAAGAAGGGGGAGAUGACAUUUUUAGCAUAAGGGUUUUAGUUUAAAUUAAUUAUGGUGUAAAAGCUCGCUCUCUCUCUUUUUUUGACUUCUUCCAAAUGCUGGAAAACAUGGAGUGCAGUGUACCAAGAAGGCAGAGUGUGCAUGGAUUGUGUUAGUAGAAUGAGGCGCUAUAAUGCUUUGCUGGGUCUUACAUCCUCACUUUUGAAGGGAAAACUCCAAACAUAUGGGAAAGGGAAAUAUGAAGAAUUAAAUUUAAAUACUUGAAGUACUGCAGCACUACAAAGUGAGGUGUAGAAACUACUAAUCAGACUAAUAAUAGUUUAAGCGAAUAGUACUGGACAGUGUUUUAUAUUUUACCUGUGUCAGGCAGUAAUGACAAAUCUAUUAAAUACUUCAGUAACUUUCAUAAUGAUUUUCAGUGAAUAGUGAAUUGCUGCAUUUCUGGCCCUUGAAACGGUCAACUUCGAAAUAUGUAGAAUAAUGAGUGAGGUGACUGUUUACAACAUCAAAUAAAUAAAUCCGAUAUCAAAGGAAUUUCUCAUGGUGAAGACACGCCAACAAACCAGCAUCAGAGUCUGCAACUGAUGGUGGGGAAACUUGUUUGAAAGCACUUUAUAUGUAGAGCUAUUUGGGGCUGCGUCCAAGGUAAGAACCUUAGCGUCCUGCGGGACCUGGCAAUAAGAAAAUCAGAGCUGGACUUCAGUUCUUGCAGCAUCUGGAUGGAUUGCAGAUUUGUGAGCCCUGCAGUUUCUUAGACUUUCUCUGACUACUAAGACCAAUGAGUAAAAGCUGAAAAGCUGUGUUUAACCAUCCUAAAGAGUGCGACUUUUCCCCAUGUUCAGUGUUAAGGCACAGGUUUUAUAAAAACCUUUCAGAUGUCCUACCUACACCUCAUUUUGAGGAAAGAGAAGUGUUAGCUAGGUUCUCAUUUGAUUAGGAUCCUGCAGUGUUGUCUGUUGUGGAACCCUAAAAGGAAAAGACUAAGCUAUGUCAUGAAUGUAUUACCCCUGUCAAAUAUCAUGUGCAAUGAGACAUGAUUAAUACCACUAAAUUGGCCAGAGUGGAAAUAUCAAAGCCCGUGCCAUCCUUGAACUCGAAGGCUAACGGUACACAUUUCUAUAAUAUUCCUUCACCAUUUUCUUUACUUUAGUGUUCUUCCUUUUAGGUCUGAAGAUGCCCAGCCUGGUUUACAGUAUAUGUUAGGUACAUUGAUUCAGCUUCCAGGGAACUUUCUUUUGGAGUGUGGCUCCAGUGUGGAUGUGAGCAGGGACUAGAAAUGCCCUUUUACUUCUUGACAUGCUAUUUCCACAGUGUUUCUUCCUUAGCGUCAUGCAUCACGUCGUGGACAAUGAUGACAUGCAGUUGCCUGCCUAAUAGUGACAAGAAUGAUCUCUCUAACCCCUUCCAGGCACAAAGUGGUCUCUGGGAUGAGUCUGCUAAUGAUGAAACCAUACUGAGGGUCAAGAUAAAGUGGUGAUCUCUUGGCUGAAGAUCUGAUUCAUGGCUUAUGAUAAAGUGGGUAUUUUACCAGUACAGGCAGAAAUCUGCUGGCAUUUUGAUAAAAAAGGAAGCUAAAAUUAUAGAAUGUAACAAUUAAGUAAAUUUCACAUUACAAAACUGAAUGCCGAAGCGUUUUAUGGCUCAUCAGUAGGCAGCUUUGACCCACUGAACAUCAGUGUGUGUGUUUGCACUGAAACGCUAAGCACACAGACCCAGGAGAGAUACACCAUGAGAGUAGAAUUUGGAGUUAAAAGGGGGAUAUUGCCCAUUGGCCAGCUGUGGGACUUAUUGUCCCUGUCAAGACCAUUCUCCGUGGAUUAAAAGGGUGGAUGAUACCCAUCUGUUGGGGCCUUACGGGAUGUGGUAGAGAACUGCAGGCAGCCAGAGGUGCAUGAAAUCUGCUACUGUAUUUUCCAGGACUGCUGGAUACCAGUCCUUGGGUAAAAGAACUCGUACAAAGUUCACCGGUUAUGAAAUGGAUAUGACCUGUCAGUUUUCUGUCUCCUCAGGGCAGUGCACUAUACUGCCUCUGGAUAUCAGAGAUGCCAGUGCUUACAGCAGCUGGAAUUGGACUCGUGAAAAUAAAGGUGUGUAACUAGUUAGAGAUAUAGUAAAGCUUUAACUUUGCUGGUCAAAUUGUAACUAUCAUAAUAGUAUUUAUUGAUGAAGCUCACGGUCCUUCCAUUGUACAGAUUGAAAAACUUUCUUGAAAGUUCCAACAUACUGAUGUAAAUUAUAUUUAUUACAAUGUAUAAUAUUAAUAUGUCACAUUGGUGUAUUUUACAUAAUGUAUGAUGCAUAAAAAUGAGUUACUGUAUAUUAUGCUUUUCAAAUAUCAGUAUCUUGAAAUGUUUUAAGUUUUCAGAUUUUUUUAAUCUAAAAUACGAAAAUCUGUUUUGUGAUACAAGUGAUUCAUUUUCUCUAGAAAUGCUUUUGCACGUUUAUCUUUUUAUUUAGGGUUCUUCCUACAUAGACACAGUUUGGUGUCAAACUUUCAUUAGGAUCAAUAGUAAAUACAGAAUAUCUUAGCCAAACUGGAUCUGUAUUGGCUACAUUUUAUAUACUGUUAUAGAAGUGUUUAUAUUGUCUUUUCAAUACAUUUGGAAUUGUAUCCCCAAAUACAGUCAGAGCUUCCCAUUUCUAAGUGCAAAAGUUUUGUCCUAAGUUCAGACAACAUCACUUAUGUUUUAGAAGUCUGGUGAGAUGGGCACUAUAGAUAUAAUGUUAGCAUUUAAGGAAAUACUUAAGGGAGAUGGAGAGAGAAAGAGACAGAUGGUAUAAUCAGUUACUCUGCUCAAUUCUGCUUCAGUUUUUAUGUUGUGUUUCUUCUUAAGGUGAAAUAGCAUAAUCUUAAUUUCUUUGAGAUGAAGUUUCUAAGUAACACACUACCAGCAAGUUCAACAUUGCUAGUAAUUUUAAUGUUUUAUCUGUUCAUUUGAUAACUUUAAUUCCAACUUUUACAAUAAUAUCUAUAUAUUAUUUGCUGAAUCCUGUUACAGUUUUAAAAUAAAUUCUGUUGUACAUUGUAUUAUACACAUCAUUCCAAAUUAAUAUGAAGGGGAAUAUAUAUUACAUAUCAAAAAAUUGUGAAUUUGAGAUCUAGUAUGUGUUAGUGCUUUUGCCAAAAUGUUUAUUUUUAUAAUAUCUGUGAUUUUAAUAUAGGUAAUUGAACUAGAUUUCUUUGUGAUGAAUAGUGCCAUUGAAUGACUGGUAUGGAAACAGUGUUACUUGACAUUUUGUGCUUUCUCAGGUUUAUCUGUAUCAAUGGUAGCUUAACAGAUUCCAGACUAAUUGUGCAUAAUUGUGUUUUAAAAGGAAUGUACAUUUCCUAUAAGUUUGCAUGCAGGAGUAUACAACUUGGAGUGUGUGUGUGUGUGUCCACAGCAUGGCAGCCAGCUUUGUAUCUGCUGUUGAUAAUAACAGCAGAGCUUUGGUAUAAUCGUGGUCAUUAGAAUUAUACCUACCAUAGACAGUUAAAACCGGAAGAAUCUCAAUAAAACUAUGAAAUGUGG